UGUUGGGGGGGCAGGAUGGCAGGAUGGGCAUGUGGAGAUCCUCCCAUCCUGGGGCUCAGUGUGGACCUGGGUCCUGGGGCAACAUUUCUUUGCCCUAUGCCACCACCCUGGAGGGGCAGAGUAAGGUCAGCAGAGGCCAGGGUGGCUAUGACUCAGAGCCACGGCUUAGGAGUCACAGCAGGCUAGGCUGCCAACAGCCUCCCAUGGCCUCUCUGCACCCCGCCUCAGGGUCAGGGUCAGGGUCAUGCUGGGAGCUCCCUUUCCUAGGACCCUUCCCCCAAAAGUGGGCUCUAUGGCCCUCUCCCCUGGUUUCCUGCGGACUGGGGCAAGCCAAGAGGGCCAGUGUGGGGCAGCUGCCAGGGGCGCAGCCGACAGGCAGGUGUUCGGCGCCAGCCUCUCCAGCUGCCCCAACAGGUGCCCAGGCGCUGGGAGGGCAAUGACUCACGCGGGCUCUGGGGGAGAACCAGCUUUGCAGACAGGCACCAUCAACGCCCCUCCUCUGUGAUCCAGGAGGGACAACUUUGGGUUCUUCUGGGUGUGCCUCCUUCUUUUGUAGGUUCUGCGCCCACCCCCACCCCCAGCCGCAAAGUCUCGGUCCCUAUGAGCCGUGUGGGUCAGCCACCAUUCCCGCCACCACGGGUCCCUGCGUCCUUUAGUUCUCCUGGCCCAGGGCCUCCAACCUUCCAGCUGUCCCACAAAACCCCUUCUUGCAAGGGCUUUCCAGGGCCUGGGGCCAGGGCUGGAAGGAGGAUGCUUCCGCUUCUGCCAGCUGCCUUGUCUGCCCACCUCCUCCCCAAGCCCAGGACUCGGGCUCACUGGUCACUGGUUUCUUUCAUUCCCAGCACCCUGCCCCUCUGGCCCUCAGCGACUGGUGCUUGGUCUUUGGCCUGUGUGUGACAAAGUGUGUGACACUUGUUUCCUGUUUCUCCACCUUCCCCUGCUUCUUCUUGUGUCCAUCUCUUUCUGACCCAGGCUUGGUUCUUCUCCCUCCUCCUCCCAUUUCACAGAUGGGAAGGUGGAGGCCAAGAGGGGCCAGGCCAUUCAGCCUCUGGAAAAACCUUCUCCCAACCUCCCACAGCCCCUAAUGACUCUCCUGGCCUCCCUUUAGCAGAGGAUGUUGGGCUGGCAGGGUAAACUGAGACCGGGCGGGGUAGGGGUCUGGCACUCCCGGGAGGAGCACUCCUUUUGUGGCCCGAGCUGCAUCUUGCGGCCCCUCCCCUGCCAGGCCUGGGGCGGGGGAGGGGGCCAGGGUUCCUGCUGCCUUAAAAGGGCUCAAUGUCUUGGCUCUCUCCUCCCUCCCCCGUCCUCAGCCCUGGCUGGUUUGUCCCUGCUGGCCCACUCUCCCGGAACCCCCCUGGAACCCCUCUCUUUCCUCCAGAACCCACUGUCUCCUCUCCUUCCCUCCCCUCCUACACCCAUCCCUCUCUCCAUCCUGCCUCCACUUCUUCCACCCCCCAGGAGUCCAGGCCUUCUUGUCCCCACAGUCCCUGAGCCACAAGCCUCCACCCCAGCUGGUCCCCUACCCAGGCUGCCCUGUUUAACAUUCCUAGUCAUAGGACGUUGACUUCCCAGAGGCCUGAUUGUCAUCUGUAAAUAAGGCGUAGGACUAAAGCACUCCUCCUGGAGGACUGAGAGAUGGGCUGGACCAGAGCACUUGAGUCUGGGAUGUGUGACCAUGCUAGCUUUGUCUCCCUGUCCUGUUCCUUCCCCCAGCCCCAAAUCCAGGGUUUCCCAAAGUGUGGUUCAAGAACCACCUGCAUCUGAAUCUAGAGGUACUGGAUACAACCCCACGUCUGGGCCAUUAUCUAGGACAUUCUACAUGAGAACAUGGGGGUGGGGCCCUGGCUGCACCUGAACUGUCACCUGGAGUCAGGGUGGAGGGCUGGAAGUCCAGGAAGGUGGAAGAACUGGGUCUUAUUUCCUUCUCCCCUUGUUCUUUAGGGUCUGCCCUUCUGCAGACCUCGUUACCCCACUGUCACCAUCCUGCACAACCUUGGAGCCCUCUGGGCCAAUGCCCUGUCCCGCAAAGGGCUUCUCAGGCAUCUCACCUCUACGGGAGGGCAGUUUUGGUCCCCAGAACCUUACACAGUGUUUAUGUGGGGAGGCCCUUGGGAAGCAGACAGUCCUAGGGUGAAGCUGAGAGGCAGAGAGAAGGGGAGACAGAGAGAGGGUGGGGCUUUUCCCCUUGUCUCUAGUGCCCUUUCUGGUGACCCUCGGUUCUUUUCCCCCAUCACGCCCCCAGCGGAGCCCAUCGUGGUGAGGCUUAAGGAGGUCCGACUGCAGAGGGACGACUUCGAGAUUCUGAAGGUGAUCGGACGCGGGGCGUUCAGCGAGGUAGCGGUAGUGAAGAUGAAGCAGACGGGCCAGGUGUAUGCCAUGAAGAUCAUGAACAAGUGGGACAUGCUGAAGAGGGGCGAGGUGUCGUGCUUCCGUGAGGAGAGGGACGUGUUGGUGAAUGGGGACCGGCGGUGGAUCACGCAGCUGCACUUCGCCUUCCAGGAUGAGAACUACCUGUACCUGGUCAUGGAGUAUUACGUGGGCGGGGACCUGCUGACACUGCUGAGCAAGUUUGGGGAGCGGAUUCCGGCCGAGAUGGCGCGCUUCUACCUGGCGGAGAUUGUCAUGGCCAUAGACUCCGUGCACAGGCUUGGCUACGUGCACAGGGACAUCAAACCCGACAACAUUCUGCUGGACCGCUGCGGCCACAUCCGCCUGGCCGACUUCGGCUCUUGCCUCAAGCUGCGGGCAGAUGGAACGGUGCGGUCGCUGGUGGCUGUGGGCACCCCAGACUACCUGUCCCCCGAGAUCCUGCAGGCUGUGGGCAGUGGGCCCGGGACAGGCAGCUACGGGCCCGAGUGUGACUGGUGGGCACUGGGUGUAUUCGCCUAUGAAAUGUUCUAUGGGCAGACGCCCUUCUACGCGGAUUCCACGGCGGAGACCUAUGGCAAGAUCGUCCACUACAAGGAGCACCUCUCUCUGCCGCUGGCGGAAGAAGGGGUCCCUGAGGAGGCUCGAGACUUCAUUCAGAGGCUGCUGUGUCCCCCGGAGACACGGCUGGGCCGGGGUGGAGCAGGCGACUUCCGGACACAUCCCUUCUUCUUUGGCCUCGACUGGGAUGGUCUCCGAGACAGCGUGCCCCCCUUUACGCCGGAUUUCGAAGGUGCCACCGACACAUGCAACUUCGACUUGGUGGAGGACGGGCUCACUGCCAUGGUGAGCGGGGGCGGGGAGACACUGUCGGACAUUCAAGAAGGUGCGCCGCUGGGGGUCCACCUGCCUUUCGUGGGCUACUCCUACUCCUGCAUGGCCCUCAGGGAUAGUGAGGUCCCAGGCCCCACACCCAUGGAACUGGAGGCCGAGCAGCUGCUUGAGCCACACGUGCAAGCGCCCAGCCUGGAGCCCUCGGUGUCCCCACAGGAUGAAACAGCUGAAGUGGCAGUUCCAGCGGCUAUCCCUGCGGUGGAGGCUGAGGCCGAGGUGACGCUGCGGGAGCUCCAGGAGGCCCUGGAGGAGGAGGUGCUCACCCGGCAGAGCUUGAGCCGGGAGAUGGAGGCCAUCCGCACGGACAACCAGAACUUCGCCAGUCAACUACGUGAGGCAGAGGCUCGGAACCGGGACCUAGAGGCACACGUCCGGCAGUUGCAGGAGCGGAUGGAGUUGCUGCAGGCAGAGGGAGCCACAGCUGUCACGGGGGUCCCCAGUCCCCGGGCCACGGAUCCACCUUCCCAUAUGGCCCCCCGGCCGUGGCUCUGGGCCAGUGCCCGCUGGUGGGGCCAGGCCCCAUGCACCGCCGCCACCUGCUGCUCCCUGCCAGGGUCCCUAGGCCUGGCCUAUCGGAGGCGCUUUUCCUGCUCCUCUUCGCCGUUGCUCUGUCUCGUGCCGCCGCCCUGGGCUGCGUUGGGUUGGUGGCCCACGCCGGCCAACUCACCGCAGUCUGGCGCCGCCCAGGAGCCGCCCGCGCUCCCUGAACCUUAGAACUGUCUUCGACUCCGGGGCCCCGUUGGAAGACUGAGCGUCCGGGGCACGGCACAGAAGCCGCGCCCACCGCCUGCCAGUUCACACCGCUCCUAGCGUGGGUCUCCGCCCAGCUCCAGUCCUGUGAUCCGGGCCCGCCCCCUAGCGGCCGGGGAGGGAGGGGCCGGGUCCGCGGCCGUGGAACGGGGCUCGAAGGGUCCUUGUAGCCAGGAAUGCUGCUGUUGGUGGGGGCAUCACAGACCACUUCUUUCUUUUGGCCAGGCUGAGGCCCUGACGUGGAUGGGCAAAUUGCAGGCCUGAGAAGGCAGCAAGCCGGGCCGUCCGUGUUCCAUCCUCCACGCACCCCCACCUAUUGUCGGUUCGCAAACUGCAAAUAUUUCUUGUGCAUGACGCCCUGCUCUGGGGAGCAUCUGGCGCGAUCUCUGCCAGCUUACUCGGGAAAUUUGCUUUUGCCAAACCCGCUUUUUCGGGGAUCCCGCGCCCCCCCUCCUCACUUGCGCUGCUCCCGGAGCCCCAGCCGGCUCCGCCCGCUUCGGCGGUUUGGAUAUUUAUUGACCUCGUCCUCCGACUCGCUGACAGGCUGCAGGACCCCCAACACCCCAAUCCACGUUUUGGAUGCACUGAGACCCCGACAUUCCUCGCUAUUUAUUGUCUGUCCCCACCUAGAGCCCCACCCCCGACCCUCGCGAAUAAAAGGCCCUCCAUCUGCCCAAA
Messenger RNA from Symphalangus syndactylus (siamang), 4689 nucleotides. It is a transcript of the gene DMPK, whose product is annotated as DM1 protein kinase. NCBI's taxonomy places the organism in Eukaryota, Metazoa, Chordata, Mammalia, Primates, Hylobatidae. Gene Ontology annotation, molecular function: protein serine/threonine kinase activity; ATP binding. Gene Ontology annotation, biological process: peptidyl-threonine phosphorylation; actomyosin structure organization. The record is from RefSeq and is a predicted model, not a curated record. Gene Ontology annotation, cellular component: cytoplasm; cytoskeleton.